This is a messenger RNA of Rhipicephalus sanguineus (brown dog tick), 2197 nucleotides long. RefSeq names its product cytosolic endo-beta-N-acetylglucosaminidase. The transcript is spliced from 9 exons. The coding region runs from base 439 to 2148 and encodes 569 amino acids. Gene Ontology annotation, molecular function: mannosyl-glycoprotein endo-beta-N-acetylglucosaminidase activity. The record is from RefSeq and is a predicted model, not a curated record. Gene Ontology annotation, biological process: protein deglycosylation. NCBI's taxonomy places the organism in Eukaryota, Metazoa, Arthropoda, Arachnida, Ixodida, Ixodidae. Gene Ontology annotation, cellular component: cytoplasm.
GAUGAUGUGCGCGCACUUGGUCAGCGUUGUCUGUGAUCGGCUACGCUAUGACCCCGCGUUGAGCGCAGCGUCACUGGCAUGCUGUUGACUCUGUCGUAGUUUCCGAUUAUCUUCGCGUGUGGUCAGAGGUGACGUGACUGAUCCGUCCGCGAUCAUGUCCGUCGUGAGAAUACAGCUUUAGGAUGCAGCUGAUGGGAUUGUUUGCCAAGGUCUCGUCGCGGGCAUGAGCUACACAUUUGUUGAACAAUAAUAAUAGAGAGGACACUUCGUGAGCGUCAACUGAAAAGAAGAAGAAGGCUGCCGGCAGUGUACCUUGGGCGACGUGUCAACUGUUCGAUUAGUGAGAAGUUUUUGAGGUUCUUUUGAACGCGAGUCCGAUAGGAUAUCGUGGUCUGUUCUCCGAUUGAUCGCCGCCGAAAGCGUGGUCUCGCAGUCGCGAUGGCUGGCGGAGAGAUGGGUCCGCUGAAGACGCUGGACGAACUCCUUAAUUUCAAGGAGCCCCUAAUACUGUGCUCCGUGGAGCCUCUCAGGGAUGUGAAACGGGGUCUGCCGAACGACCCGAAAAUUCUCUUCUGCCACGACAUGAUGGGCGGCUACCAUGAAGACAGGUUUGUCCAUGGCUGCAACAGCCACGACUGCUACCGCUUCCAUCACUGGCAGAUGAUCGACAGCUUCGUCUACUUCUCCCAUUACAUGGUCACGAUCCCACCUCCCGGAUGGAUCUCCGCUGGACACAAGCAUGGCGUCAAAGUGUUGGGUACCUUUAUUGUGGAGGCCGAGCCUGGCACUAAGGUACUCAACGAAAUCAGGGAGGGCAAGUUGACGUCCAAAGUUGCCUCUCAGCUUGCCCUCGUCGCUGCUACUCACAACUUCGACGGGUGGCUCAUCAACAUCGAGAGCAAGAUGGACAACAGCUGCGGUCCGUUUCUCAAAGAGUUCCUCGAGGCCGUCACCUCGGAGACGCACCGCGCCGUGCCCGGUUCACUCGUCAUCUGGUACGACAGCAUCCUGCUGGACGGGAAGCUGGACUGGCAGAACGAGCUCAACAACAAGAACUCGUUUUUCUUUGACCUCUGCGACGGCAUCUUCCUCAACUACGGCUGGACCGAGGAGAUGCUCCAGAGGUCGGCGAGCCUUGCAGGAAGCCGCAAGAGUGACGUCUACGUCGGCAUUGACGUGUUUGCACGAAACACGAAGUACACUGGCGGCUACGAAACGUACAAGGCAGUCAAGCAGGCUCGCAGACAUGGGCUGUCGUCGGCCAUAUUUGCCGCUGGCUGGGUCUACGAGACACAGGGAAGGGAAAAGUUUGCGGAAAACCAGUACCUGUUUUGGAACUUCCCCAGGCAUUGCCGUUCGGAGUGGCGCCUGAGCACACUGCCCCUGUGCACCAGUUUCUGCCAGGGAUUCGGCAAGAACCUGUACAAGGCAGGGAAGCUGGUGCAGAGAGGGCCGUGGUUUAAUCUCUCCGAGCAGCAGCUGCAGCCUUGGGACCAGGGCUGUUCGCUGUGCGGCGGCUGCGGAGCGGCCGUUGUGUGUACGGACCACGCAUACAACGGCGGCAGCUGUCUUCUCCUGCGCUUCGUUCCCAGUGCCAUUAAGCCAGACGCCAGUCCUUACUUCAGAUUGUUUGCCUGCGACCUCCCCCUGGGCUCUUUAAGCGUCAGCUACACCUUCUCCCCGGACGUCGACCGCACGACCGGCGUCGACAUCGUGCUCGUCUUGAAGGUCCAGACGUCGUCGGGUGAAGAGGAACAGCUGAUGCUGGGCGUCACCAUCUCGACGCCCGACGACAAAUGCUACGAAGCCAAACUUGUCAUUUCGGACGUGCCUGCUCCCGAGAGCUCUGUCGACACCGAGUGUGCUUGGCAGACCAGGAAGUACCUCGUGAAGGAUUUGCAGACCGACCACGGUGCCACUCUCAGAGAGGUCGGCGUCUCCUUCUCAUUUCACGAGCCAACUGUUGCUGGUAGCUGCCUCUUGGGAGAACUGGCCCUGAAACGACCGGACGGCACAUCCGAAAAUGUGACCGCGAAGAAGAGCUCCAGCAACGAAGGCUUGGAAGACUCUGUACUCGACGACGGAGCACGGAGCGAUGGAGCCGAGCCACACGUGAAGCGUCAGCGAGUCCAGGACGGCGAGACUUAGAAACAGUUUUUCAGAUACUGUGAGCUUGGUUACCAAUAGUUCUUGGCAC